Molecule: messenger RNA, 1485 nt
Organism: Aureobasidium uvarum
Lineage: Eukaryota; Fungi; Ascomycota; Dothideomycetes; Dothideales; Saccotheciaceae
Source: the annotation of a GenBank genome assembly
UACUCGCACAUCACCAUGUCUCUCGAUCCGCCGGCAUACAUUCUGUCGCUCCAGAACAACAUCCGGGCGCGACCAAUCUCGUGGGAAGGAGCUGUCCGGGCAAAGACAAUCACCGACCAGGACCUCAAGAAGAUCAAGUCGAUAGAUAAAGUCCGCAAGGAGCAGCGCAGACAGACGGUCGAGUCGGAUCCCGCCAGCUAUGCUGCUCUCGUCCUGGGCUCCGACGACAGCCCCAGCAUUUUCCAGUCUGCCGCCAAGCGCUCCGACAUUGUCCAGUACAUGCUUGUCUUGACAGGCGACCUUAUCGAGGGUAUGGACAAGUGUCAGCUGCUCUGCGAUNACAUCCCAUCCUUCGUAGCCAAGCUUCUCGAACACGCCGACCCUUACGCUCCCUUUGUGCCGCUGCUCAAGCAGACAGCCAACCCCGAAGACCCCAUUCCUCUACUUGCAUCAUGCGUCUUGUCAAGUCUCAUCUCCCACGGCCUCAUGACUAGUGGUCCCCAGGCCGAACAAAUUGAUAAGGCUCUUCCCAAGCUCUACUCGUACAUUUCAACUCUCGCAAGAAGAUCCGACAGCAACCUUCAAGACAUUGCCGUCCAGGAGUACUCGGCCUUGUUGCGCACAGCAAAAUCACGCCAGCUGUUCUGGGAGCAAAGAAACGACACAGUCACUCCUCUGUUCAACAUCUUGACAAACGCUACUGGAGGCGGUGUAAGAGACACUGAGUCGACCCUGAUCAGUGGUGGAAGCAUUCGCAGCAUCGCCGACUCUCAGAUCAUCAACAACGUCGGUCUGCAACUGCUAUACCACGUCCUGCUUGUCAUCUGGCAGUUGAGCUUUGAGGGCAAGCUGGUCGGUCGUGGUCUCGAUGAGGAGCACGACAUUAUUGUUCUUUACGCCGCCCUUCUCCGCAUCUCGCCCAAGGAAAAGACCACCAGACUCCUCCUCGCUACCCUUACAAACCUUCUUUCGACCAACCGCGAUACCCUCAUGCCUGCCGUUAUUCCUGCUCGCCUUCCCGCCAUACUCCAGAAUCUGCAAGGUCGCCAUCUCAACGACGCUGACCUUCUCGAGGACCUGAAAGCCCUGCAAUCAAUGGUCGAGGAGUUCCAAAAGACACAAACAACGUUCUCGGAAUACGCCGCAGAGGUCAACUCCGGCCACCUUCGCUGGUCGCCACCCCAUCGUAACCAGGCCUUCUGGAGCGAGAACGCCCGCAAGAUCCUCGAAGAUAACAAGGGCGAGUUGGCCAAGAAGCUCGCUGAGAUUCUCUCAAAGUCCUGGGACAACGACAAGCAGGUGCUGGCUAUUGGCUGCAACGAUGUCGCAUGUCUCGUCAAGGAAGUACCCGAGAAGAGACAGCAAAUGGAAAAGCUUGGACUAAAGGCUCGCGUCAUGGAGCUCAUGCAGCACAGCGACGAAUCCGUGCGUUGGGAGAGUUUGAGAGCAGUAGGUGAAUGGCUCAGAUAUUCCUUUGAGAAAUAG